GCCGGCAGGGGCGGGGCGGGGCCCCCGUGCGCGCGCGCAGCUCCCUCUCCUCCCCCUGCCCCCGCCCCCUCCUCUUGGCCGCAGCCCCUCUCCCGCCCGCCGCCGCGUGUCGGACAAUAGCAGCGCGCGCCGCAGCCCCCCCGCGCGCCCGCCCCCCCCCCCCCGCGCGUGGCCUCCAUGCGGGGCUGAGCGCGCCGAGGCUGCCGCAGAGCCCGGCGGGCGCGGGGGAGGAGCCGGGGCCCGGCCCCUGCGGGCUGCGGGGGGCGGCGCUGAGGAGGAGCCGGGGCCCGGCGGCGGCGGGGGCGCCGCGGCUCUUCAAUGGAAGUAUGUUACCAGCUGCCGGUGCUGCCCCUGGACAGGCCGGUCCCGCAGCACGUCCUCAGCCGCCGGGGCGCCAUCAGCUUCAGCUCCAGCUCCGCGCUCUUCGGCUGCCCCAACCCCCGGCAGCUCUCGCAGAGGCGUGGAGCAAUUUCCUAUGACAGCUCUGAUCAAACUGCAUUGUAUAUUCGUAUGCUAGGCUCUUGUGUAAUAUUCAAACAGCUGAGCACAAGAGAUGUGCGAGUAAGAAGUCGGGCAGGAUUUGAAACAGAGAGAAGAGGUUCUCAUCCAUACAUUGAUUUCCGUAUUUUUCACUCAAAUUCUGAAAUUGAAGUCUCUGUGUCUGCAAGGAAUGUCAGAAGGUUAUUAAGUUUCCAGCGGUACCUGAGAUCUUCUCGUUUCUUCCGUGGCAUUACUGUUCCAAACUCCUCAAACAUUUUAGAUGAUGAUUAUAAUGGACAAGCAAAGUGUAUGCUGGAGAAAGUUGGAAACUGGAAUUUUGAUAUCUUUCUUUUUGAUAGGCUAACAAAUGGAAAUAGUCUAGUGAGCUUAACCUUCCACCUGUUUAAUUUUCAUGGACUAAUUGAACACUUCCAGUUAGAUACGAUGAAACUUCGCAGAUUUUUAGUUAUGGUCCAAGAAGAUUAUCAUAGUCAAAACCCUUAUCAUAAUGCAGUUCAUGCUGCUGAUGUGACUCAGGCCAUGCACUGUUAUUUAAAAGAACCCAAGCUUUCCAAAUCUCUAACUCCAUGGGAUGUUCUGCUCAGUUUAAUUGCAGCUGCCACACAUGAUUUGGAUCACCCAGGUGUUAAUCAACCUUUCCUUAUUAAAACAAACCAUUACUUAGCAACUCUGUAUAAGAAUACCUCAGUAUUGGAAAACCACCACUGGAGAUCAGCAGUGGGAUUGUUGAGAGAGUCUGGUUUAUUUGCACACAUGUCACUAGAAAAUAGGCAGCUGAUGGAAAGCCAGAUAGGUGCUCUCAUUCUUGCCACAGACAUCAGUCAGCAAAAUGAAUAUCUGUCUGUGUUCAGAACCCAUUUGGACAGAGGGGACUUAUGUUUAGAGGAUGCGAGCCAUCGUCACUUCAUUUUGCAGAUGGCUUUGAAGUGUGCUGAUAUUUGUAAUCCAUGUCGGACUUGGGAGCUAAGUAAGCAGUGGAGCGAAAAAGUAACAGAAGAAUUCUUCCAUCAAGGAGAUAUUGAAAAAAAGUAUCACUUGGGUGUGAGUCCGCUGUGCGAUCGACAGUCAGAAACUGUUGCUAACAUCCAGAUUGGUUUUAUGACUUACUUAGUGGAGCCACUGUUUGCAGAGUGGGCCCGGUUUUCAAAUACCAGGUUGUCACAGACAAUGCUUGGACAUCUGGGACUGAAUAAAGCUAGUUGGAAGGGAAUGCAGAGAGAACAGUCCAGCAGUGGUGAUGAUACAGAUCCUGCUUUUGAGGAAAUGGACUCAGACAUAUUACCUCAGGAAAAUCGAUUGUCCUGACCUCAGAAUCUGCAUGACAAAACUGCCUCUUGGUAUCUGCACAGUUGGGGUUAGAGGAAAAACGUACGACUGCCCAAGGUUUCAGUAUAAACAAUGCCAGCAUUAUUUAUUUCCAAGUUUUCCUUUAACAGACCAUUUGAACCCAAUUUUUAAUUGCAAGAUCUGAACAUAGAGCAAUAUGCAUACAUAUGCCUCAGUUGGCUUUCGUUGGAACCUUGAAUAUGCAAAGCACAGCAAUGACUGAUCCUUGAUGGAACGAUACAAAAAGUUUUAUUACACGCCACACGUGGUUUUAGAGUUUGAAAUAAGGUCUUCAGAACCGAGACUUGACAUGGGUAUUUCCAUUUAUCUUGGAGUUUUGCAAGACUUCCCAUAAACAUGUGCAAAGCAUACCCUUCCAUUUAGUCCCUGUUUCAAAUCUGGAAAUGUGAAGUGCCCAUCCUCUGCUGCCAGUGGCAAGACUUGAUGUUUACAAACCUACUCUGAAACUCUUGGUUCUAGACUUCCCUCUGCACCUGGCUGUGAAGGAACCACUAACCUUGGGUUUUUGGUUUUUAAAAGAAAUCGAAUUUGGGACUGCAGCUCUUUCUUUGGAUGCCAGAAAAGCCUCCCAUUUGCCAUAAUUGUGUUUGUGCACUGGGAAUGGAGCAUUCAUCAUAGAGCACAGCCAAGCUUUACUCCAGUGCUGUAUGGGAAUGCAGUUUUUUAAAAGCAGAAAACACUUCUGAAUUUGGGGAGGGGGGUGGGGGGAGGACAGUCCUAACUGUGUUGCGAUUCUGCAGUGAAAACAUUGCAUGUUGUUUUCACUAUUGUACACUUGAACUGCACAUGCAAGAAAAAGGUGGAAUGUCUAAACACCAUAAUCAGCUCAGGGUAUUUGCCAAUCUGAAAUAAAAUGGGAUGGGAAGUGUGUCCUUCAGAACAAGGGUACAAAUGCCCCUUUCGCUGCAGUAUGUGUGGGUGUGUGAGUGUGCGUGGGGGAAGGGAGGGGAGGGGAGGGAAGGGAUGGGGAAGGGUUUGAAUGGCAACAUUUUUAUUUAUUCUUUUAGAAUGUGACAAUUUCAUGAACAGCCACAUUGGGAGGAACCUGUAACAAAUUGCUACAGAUGCCUUAAACUAUGCACAAAGCUAAGUGACCAAAUUCGUUUUUGAUUGAAAAAAAAAAAAAGACAAAAAAAAAAAGUGCAUUGUUUACUUAUUCCUCCCGCUACUGAAACAUUAACCAUUUAUGGGUUUUUGAUGUGAAAAGGAGAAAUGUUUUUUAGGACAAAAUUUAAGGACUAAUUUUAAACUUCAAACAUUCCAUUUUUGUAAUUUGUUUUACAUUGUUUUAAGUAAAGUAAGCACAACUGUUAUCUAGUUUGAGAGAAACUGGUGCUUUCUUUUAGUUCAUUUGUAUUUCCCUUGUUAUUACUGUAAAAGACUGUUUAUUAAUUUUGUUUACAGUUUGUUGCAACAGCCAUUUUUGGGAGAGCUUCAGUGUAAAGCCAUUUGUAAAGGCUUUGCCAUACUCAUUUUAAUAUGUGCCUGUUGCUGUUAACUUUUAACAAAUAAAAAACUUUUCACAUUA
Messenger RNA from Alligator mississippiensis (American alligator), 3376 nucleotides. RefSeq names its product phosphodiesterase 7A (gene PDE7A). Gene Ontology annotation, molecular function: 3',5'-cyclic-AMP phosphodiesterase activity. The transcript is spliced from 14 exons. The record is from RefSeq and is a predicted model, not a curated record. NCBI's taxonomy places the organism in Eukaryota, Metazoa, Chordata, Crocodylia, Alligatoridae. The coding region runs from base 319 to 1806 and encodes 495 amino acids.